UUUCGUAUUUCGAAUCCGUCAUAUAUACGGGCACGUAGCUCUCGGAGAUAAUUUUCAAAUCUGACGAUAGAAAUAAAUGUUUAUUUCUUAAUAAAUGUCUUAUUUCGCGAGUGACGAAGAUCUGAGGAACGAGACGCAGCGGUGAGAGGACCGUGUACCAGAAUUAUCCGUGUACCAGAGGAACUUCGUCUGGAGGAUUGUGCCAUUUGUCGUCAUUGCUACGAACAUACAUAUGUGAAUGUAAACAGUGUGCGAUCUGUUCACAGUAUCCCCACCUUUUUAGGUCUUAAUAUAAUAUUUGGCAGCCAAGUACCGGUCCUUUUUGUCCUUUCCUGUCUCGUGAAUUUUCCGCAACGAUAACGACUGAUUGCAACUUUCAUUUCUUGUUAUACAAAUAUUAUUGAGACGAAUUAGCAAUCAUGAAGCAACUAGAAGUUUUAAAUGGAUAUUAUACUAAUCUAGAUUACGAUAUCGACAAAGAAAAAGCACUGGAAAAAAUAUGUAAUCUAUCUAAGACAGUAAGGUUUGAUGAAAGCGUUUUUUUUGUAGAGAGACUGGAGGCACUGGCGAAUAUAAUACAAGAUAAUAUAUCGUUUUUUAAAUCUGUUUGUAGACACGUAGAUACAAUUGAUACCAUUUUAGAGCAUUUAACUAAUGCUGGAGACUCGAUGUCUCAAGAAAUGUCCGAAACUGAUAGUAUAAUGAUCUUUAACAGAAUGUUAUAUACGGUUCUCAAUAUAUGUGGCCUAUCUGCAAUACGAUUAUUUUUCAUACGUACUCUCCUCAAUGAUGUCUUACCUCACAAAGACAGUUAUAAACAAAUAUCAUAUUGGCAAAUUUCAGAUUGUAUAGUGACACAAAUGAUAAUUCUAGAGGAUUCAGAUUUGUACGCAGUUAUUAGUUAUUUAAUAAUAACAGACAAAUUCCCUUUACAUAAAAUAUGGGUGCAAAAACAAGUGAAAGGAAAGUUUGAAUGGCUUAUGAAGAGACAUUACUCUGACAUUACGGCUUAUAAAAAGAUAUUACUCAUUAUUGAUACAUUUCAAUCAUUCAAAGAUAUUCAACUCCAUGAAUGUGCGACUGACAUAAAUAUAGUAUCUAUAUGGUCCGAAGAUAUUAUAGCUGCGAAGAAUUUAGCGUUGUCUUUAAAUCCUUAUUAA
Temnothorax curvispinosus is the source of this 1160-nucleotide messenger RNA. RefSeq lists its product as uncharacterized. The transcript has 7 exons. Bases 420 to 1160 code for a protein of 246 amino acids. Lineage: Eukaryota; Metazoa; Arthropoda; Insecta; Hymenoptera; Formicidae. The record is from RefSeq and is a predicted model, not a curated record.